Messenger RNA from Epithele typhae, 1305 nucleotides. Its product is annotated as glycoside hydrolase. The transcript has 18 exons. The record is from RefSeq and is a predicted model, not a curated record. The coding region runs from base 1 to 1305 and encodes 434 amino acids. Gene Ontology annotation, molecular function: hydrolase activity, hydrolyzing O-glycosyl compounds. NCBI's taxonomy places the organism in Eukaryota, Fungi, Basidiomycota, Agaricomycetes, Polyporales, Epitheliaceae.
AUGCGUCUGCUAUCCCUCGUCCAAAACGCCCUGCUCCUCUGCGGCUUCGCCGUGCUGUCAUCUGGCGCGGACGCUGCGGCGGCAGUUCCACAAAGGAACAGCCAUGUACCGCGCGGGUUUGUCACUACCCGCGGAACGCAUUUCGAGCUCGACGGAAAACCUUUCGCAUUUGUGGGAGCCAACUCAUAUUGGCUGCCUCUCCUCACGUCCCCGGAUGAUGUUGAGAGCACUUUGAAGUCGAUGCAAAAUGCCGGCAUCAAAGUUCUUCGGACGUGGGGCUUCAAUGCCAUAAACGGAACGGAACUGCCAGGUGCUCUGCAGUCCAAUCUCACCUACUAUCAAACGUGGAACAACUCAGAAUGGAGCCUGAAUGCAAACUCUCAAGGGCUCGAGCGUCUUGAUAAAGUCAUUUCCACGGCGGAGAAACAUGGCAUCAAAGUGAUCUUGACUUUCGCCAACAACUGGUUCGGUUCGGAUCUUUACAUUCAAUGGAUGCUCGGCGCUGGCCAGACGCACGACGUAUUCUUCACAAACGAGCAAAUCAUCGCGUCGUACCAAUCCUACGUUAAGACCAUCGUGGAGCGUUACAAGAACUCGCCGGCGAUUUUUGCAUGGGAGCUGAUGAACGAGGCCAGGUGCUUGAGCGACACUCUCCGGGCUGGACCAUCUUGCGUCCCAGGCUCCAAUACUCUCCGGACUUGGUAUGAGCAGCAGUCCAACUUCAUCCGCAGCUUGGAUGCGAAUCAUCUGAUCACGACGGGAGGUGAAGGGCACUUCUUCUGGAAGGAUCCGGAGACAUACUGGUCGGACCAUACCCUGGUCAGCGAUUACAAUUACAACGGCCAAGCUGGCGAGGACUUUGAUCACGAUCUACUGUUGCCUAACAUCGACUUCGGGACUUAUCACAUUUAUCCCCAGACUUGGUAUCCGGAGCUUGAUUUUCCGGGAUCGAACUGGACUGCGGAAGAUUGGGGACUCGACUGGAUUCAGCAGCACGUCCACUCUGCGAACAAGGCAAACAAGCCCGUGGUCUUGGAGGAGUUCGGCGUGACGGGCCUGCAGAACAAAACGGUGGUCUACCCCAAGUGGGUCCAGCGUGCUCUAGAUACGCACCAUGGGAUUAUGCCGUGGCAGUUCGGCCAACUGGGCCUCACCGAGGACGGCGGCAACCGCGUCAUCAAGUACGCCGACGCGCUCAUCGACGGCGCGUCCCCGAACGACGGCUUCGCCUAUUAUCCCAACCAGACCGCGGUCUGGGAGGUGUUCACGCGGGCGGCCAAGAUCCAGAACGCGCGAUCUGGAUAG